Messenger RNA from Penicillium daleae, 519 nucleotides. Its product is annotated as MARVEL domain-containing protein. Gene Ontology annotation, biological process: eisosome assembly; protein localization to plasma membrane. The record is from RefSeq and is a predicted model, not a curated record. The coding region runs from base 1 to 519 and encodes 172 amino acids. The transcript is spliced from 3 exons. Gene Ontology annotation, cellular component: eisosome; plasma membrane. NCBI's taxonomy places the organism in Eukaryota, Fungi, Ascomycota, Eurotiomycetes, Eurotiales, Aspergillaceae.
AUGGGUCUAAGGGGCGUUCAGUUGGGCCUCCGUGCGUGGGAGUUCUUGUGGACUCUGCUCAUCAUGGCCCUCGUGGGUAACAUAAUCGCCUCGGCAUUCUCAGGCAACCCAGCUACUAUCAACUACGCGAUGUUCUGUUCGGCGUUCUCGAUGUUCUCGCUGAUCUACCUGGUACCGGCCUCGUUCAAUUCGGACUGGGCCUUCCACCCGAUCAUCAUGGUCGUGGUCGACGCGCUCAACUGCGUGUUUUUCUUCGCCGCGGCUAUCGCGCUCGCUGCGAAGCUCACAGUCCACUCUUGCCACAACCAGUCCUAUCUUUUAAGCAAUGAAAUCACCAACGGCGCGAACAACAUGACGAAGCGCUGCCGUGAGUCCCAAGCAUCAACGGCCUUUUUGUGGUUCGCCUGGGCUGGGUACAUGGCCUCCGUCAUCGUCUCUGUGUUCAUGGCUCGGUCUUCGACUUCCACCCUCCGUGGCCGCAGUGCUAGCCGUCGCCGCCCUAACAUGGCCCAGGUUUAA